CCAGAACUUCUUCGUAGAUGACUUGGAUUGUUGUUUUCGACCGAGAAGUGGAAGACAUCGUUUCAGCAUGGAGUUAAAAAGGCGCGUGCGUGGUAGGAUAUCUUUGGUCCUGCUAGUUCUCUGGAAUAUUGCAACCACGCUCUCUGGCAAAAAUCUUCACUGUACCAACGACUUUAUUGAGACAUUCAUUUGCCACUUUGAAGCACCAAACUGCACCGAAUACAAUCUGACUCUGCGGAGCAACAACUGGAAUGAGGAGAGGAAAGGAACUUUCACACAGUGUGACGUCAGGCAGUGCUGUUGCUCUGUGGGAGAAAUGACACUGAUCUUGAGGGCCACUUAUAAUGUCACAGUUUGGAAAGGAGGCGAAAGCAUGGAGUCCAAAAUCAUCAGCGUCACAGAGAGCAUAAAGACUAAACCCCCGACAAUCGUCUCGGUGAGAGAAUCCAAUGGCAAUUUCCAAGUCAAUUGGGAUCCGAACCUAGAGGCCGGGUUCAGGGAUAGCUUGACAGCGAAUGUGACUUACCAUAAAAAAGGAGACACAGAAAAGGUAACUGUAUCUGUCAAACCGGCGACAGUCGAUGGUCUGAAAAACUUUGAAAUACUUGGUCGAAACUUGGAGCCAAGCACAACAUACGCUGUCAGCGUGAGCAGCUACACGCCCUUGAGUGGCGAGUACAGUGACAGUAGCGAAGAAUGGGAAUUCACAAGCACCGUGUCCCCCGAUGCCCCGCCCUUGGCUCUCAUCAUCAGCCUCAGUUUUGCUGCAGUCAUCAUCACCGCUGUUAUUUUUGUUUGUUUUGUAAAGCUCAAAACCAAGUGGUGGGACUCAGUCGUCAAAUGUCAGAAUCCAAAAUUUUAUGUUAUUCAUCCGAGCGAGCAGAAGAUCUUGAAGCCCGGAACAAUCGACUUCUUCUCCAUCGCCUCCGUUGAGCCUCUUGUUCCAGAUGAAAACAAACUAUGGUCGAAGGACUCACCGAGAGACACGAGCGGCGGAAGCCGUGAGCGAAGCAGUGGCAUCAGCCUGAGCUCUUCUGCUUCCAGUUACGCUAACACGGAGCCCGCCGACAUCAAAGCCUGCGUUGAAGACGCCCUCAAUAAAGUGUUUGGCAACAUCGGCGCGUUAUCGCAUUUGACCGCCAAAGGAUUAAACAAAGACGGCGGUUUGCUCUCCUCUCCCGACAAACCGCGCGGCGUCCGAGCCGACGACGCGGGUUGCGGGUCAUCCGACUUCAUCAACAAAACUUAUUCCGUCCUCUUUCCCGGCUGUCAGACGGUGACGGACGCCUCUGAGGUCCAGGCGCAGGCGGAAAUGCUUUGCGAGUCUACAUACCAUCCCAUUGUGACCUCUGUUGACCCCCAGGCACCGGCCCUUGUGAAUUCACCCCCGGGGGUUCUCUCCCUCGUGACGACGGACAUGUCCUAUCGGCCCUGCAAUGCGGAUUCUGUUGGAUUUCCAUCUGCAGAAGACUCCGGUUUGUCCUUCGCCUCGAGUGGCACCGACACAAUGGCGUCAUGUGACCCCGUGUCCAGGCUUGAGGCCAGGCGUCCGAGCUCUGAGGAGGCGACGAAGCCACGUGGAAAAGCCGAAGGGGAAACCGCGACGGAUGAAAAACCUGCAGGCUCGCGAAGCUUUCCUCCGAUGGAUGACGACUACCAGCCAUUUCAGAGUCUGGUGGAGCAGCCCGAUGUUUUGUUUUCCCGGGAGAGAAGUGAUGAGAACGAGGAACAUUUGAAAGUACAUCCAGAGGGAUUAUUCACCAACAUGGAUCAAAGCAUCCCGUGUUUCAAUCACAAUGUCCAGGGAGGCCGGUGUCAAAGGCCUUUCCUCCUUUUGAUGUCUGCCGACCAGUCUACGCCGACAAUCUCAGACGUCGGCUAUCAGAGUGUGUAGGGCGGAAUUUUUUGUUGUUCUUUUAUUGUAUGUAAUUUAUGCUUCUUUUUUUUAACUACUAAGAAGCAUUGCUGAGAAAUGUAGAAGACGAGAGUGAGGGCGAGGUGGCUGUAACGGACUGUGAAUGGCGUUCCUAAUCUUUCAUUCAAACCUUUGUCAUGGACGCCUGCAGAUGAAGAUCAUGUGACACAACGAAAAGUUUCAAAACACUUAAGAAACUAGAAAUAAAUAAAUACACGGCGAUCAAAACAUAACCUUCAGCAUUUUCAAUGCGAAGGAAAUGAACUUUGAGUCGAAAUUAGUUCCUCAAAUUGCGUCGAGGAUAUUUUUUUGUCCGCGUUGCACCAUACCAACCUAAACUUUUGUGUUUCACUCGUUGCAACUGCAUUCAUGGUGGAAAAGAUGCAGAAGGUUUGUACAUUAAAAAACAUUCAUGUACAAUGUCUGUCAUACACAGAAUGCACUUUUUGGAGUUUUUAAACAAAACCGCUACAGGCUGCUCUCAUAUCCGUCAAUGACGUGUCAUAUUCAACUCUGUUAAUGUAAGUUAAAAUCCAUUCCCUAAAUGUUGUAUAAAGCACAGAGGACUCGCUGUAAAUGUAACUAUCUCGUCUGUGAUGUAACAUUUGUGAGACGUCAGUGAAAUGUGAGUGAACAGAAGUAUAAUCUAUGGAGGAUUAUUUCUCUCCCUGAACUUAAUUUGACUUGGGGUGUGUUAAGUUGUAAUAGUUUAUUUUGAUAACAUCUGCAGAGGUCUUAUGUUUUAAAUUAAUACAUAUAGAAAGAUAUUAUAAUAGAAAAUAUUAGGGAGAAUAUUGAUAUUGUUAUUAAUGUAUUAUGAAGCAUAGGGGUAAUGUUUACUCUAUGCAAAUGUAAAUGGCAAGAAUUAAUGUAUGUUGCAUGAGAGUGACUAUGUUCGUAUUAUAGAUUGACGAGGCCGGUUGAAUUCCGUGAAGUGACUUACAAUAACAAGAGACUUUUAUUGUGAAAGUGACUUUAAUGCGGACAAUAACAAGACGGGACUCUUAUUGUGAAAAAUACUUUAGCUACGGGACCGGAAGUGACGUUUUCACCGGGGCCAGUGAGGAGAAAAACUCUGUUUUAGAGAAAUCGGCCCCUUCUUCCACAGGUAAUCGCCGAGGCCGCAAGGCUGAGCUCCCGGAGGAGCCGGGAGCCAAGGUGGAGCACCUUGAAUGUUUGUUCUACACUUCCUGCCAUUAAAUGUUGAUAACUUAAUUCACGCGCGUCCGGAAGCCUGUUUUCCAUCAUCUGCGAAGUGCCCAGUUUCAGAAUACUCUACAGGAGUCACCAUAAAAAGAAAGUGCAUUUGUACCCAAAUAAGCCUUCAAUACAGAUUCUUUCAAGGAAAAAUACAUCCAAACUGAGUCUGACACACGACGGCUGUCAGAAUGAGCCGGUUGUGAAAUGACUUCCUCAUUAUCUGGAACUGCAGAGCCACUUCCAAAAUAACACGGCUCACUUCAGGCUGAUUUAGUUCCAACAAAGACAUCCUACUAUUUCAUUAUUGCAUUCACUAUAUGAAAAUAACUGGGAGUAUUAUUGUCUUUAAAGCAGCACUUUACUGUUAUGCACUUUUCUGUUAAGGCACAUUUCUUUUGAAGAAAAUCAUUCAAAUAAAAGUUGUCCGUAUUA
Molecule: messenger RNA, 3547 nt
Organism: Pseudoliparis swirei
Lineage: Eukaryota; Metazoa; Chordata; Actinopteri; Perciformes; Liparidae
Exons: 10
Coding region: 68-1894 (608 amino acids)
Biological process (GO): immunoglobulin mediated immune response; cytokine-mediated signaling pathway
Cellular component (GO): external side of plasma membrane
Molecular function (GO): protein binding; cytokine receptor activity
Source: RefSeq, a predicted model, not a curated record